AUGCCUCCUAAGGGCAGCAAGAAGACUCUGGCUGACGUCCCGGCUGAUCUCCCUGAGGGCUCCGACUCUCUCCCUCCUGUGGAUCCUGCAUCAGGGAAGCAAAAUGGGAAGCAAGUCGUUUCUUCACCUGUCAAGAAUCUGAGCCCUGCUGGCAGCUCGGGCCUUUCUGUUGCUGAUAAGGCAGGACCGUCAAAGCAGCAAGAUGAUGAUUUUCUGGACGACGAAUCUGACGAUGAGCUGGAUCUGGAUUUCUCGUGCGACCUGCUAACAAGGAUUCGUUACACGGCCAUUCUGCUGGUGCCGUUUUUCCUGCAAGGCGAGCUGGGUGCGGUCAUCACGCCGGUUCGAAUGCUGCUGAAGAGAGUUUGGGCUCCCUCUCUGUCGCCUGGUGCUGUUGACGGAGCCAAGGUGCAGACGCUCCAGCCUGCUUUCGUCGCGAGGACCAAAUACUGCCGCCUGCAGCUGUCUCUCCUGCAAGAGGAAGACAUUGAGAAAGUUUGCCAGAAGACGGUGGAAUAUCAGCGAUCUGGCAACAGCAAGAAGAUCACGCUUUUCUGGCAGUUUACGGAAGAUGCGGAGUUUCUGAAAGAGAAGUCGGCUAACCCGCAUGCUAUUGAGUUGGAGGUGAUCAGCACUGCCACACGCAUCACCAUGGACAAGGCCGUUCUUGCACCCCUGAAGAAAGAGUACGGGUUCUGA
Molecule: messenger RNA, 699 nt
Organism: Closterium sp. Naga37s-1
Lineage: Eukaryota; Viridiplantae; Streptophyta; Zygnematophyceae; Desmidiales; Closteriaceae
Source: the annotation of a GenBank genome assembly